Molecule: messenger RNA, 205 nt
Organism: Dimorphilus gyrociliatus
Lineage: Eukaryota; Metazoa; Annelida; Polychaeta; Dinophilidae
Source: the annotation of a GenBank genome assembly
UAUGACAACAACAACAACAAAACCUAAAGGAUUUUCAAAUUAUUAUUCAUUAAAUAGUAAUGAAUAUAAUAGCAUCGAGGCAGAUGCUAUGUGUUGCUAUAAUUCUAACAUAGAACCUCAAGGUUAUGAAGAUGAAGGUCCACCGUCCUCUGGGACAACGCAAAGGCAAGAACAAGAAAGGAAUCUAGCUCAAUUAGCCGCUUAA